Messenger RNA from Danaus plexippus (monarch butterfly), 389 nucleotides. Its product is annotated as cytochrome c oxidase assembly factor 4 homolog, mitochondrial. The record is from RefSeq and is a predicted model, not a curated record. Bases 64 to 267 code for a protein of 67 amino acids. The transcript is spliced from 3 exons. Gene Ontology annotation, cellular component: mitochondrial intermembrane space. Gene Ontology annotation, biological process: mitochondrial respiratory chain complex IV assembly. NCBI's taxonomy places the organism in Eukaryota, Metazoa, Arthropoda, Insecta, Lepidoptera, Nymphalidae.
AUUACGACUUGCUAACUUCGCUGUCAUUUCUGACAGGUGACGUGAGAGUAUAGGUUUUUAGAAAUGACCAUCAAACAGCGGGACCGAGCGGACGGUGAUGACGAUCCGGUUGAAUCCAUGCUCAAGAAGUCCGGCUGUCUCGAACUGCAUUACAAAGUAAUGGAAUGUAUAAAUUCGACUAAAGACUGGAGGAAAUGUCAAGAAGAAGUGAACGAGUUCAGGAGUUGUGUCAGCAAACAUAAAGAGAGUCAAACGAGACGGCAAUGAUUAAUUUAGCUUAACUAUUGUUAUUUUGUUAAUAAGUUGAUUAUUGUAGUACAAGUGAUUUGUUUUAAUAUUUAAAUAAAUGUUGCCAUAUGAGAAAAAUAAAAGGUCUCAUUAAAAUAAAA